Molecule: messenger RNA, 5454 nt
Organism: Salvelinus fontinalis (brook trout)
Lineage: Eukaryota; Metazoa; Chordata; Actinopteri; Salmoniformes; Salmonidae
Product: receptor expression-enhancing protein 2-like
Exons: 8
Coding region: 577-1428 (283 amino acids)
Biological process (GO): endoplasmic reticulum tubular network organization
Cellular component (GO): endoplasmic reticulum tubular network; endoplasmic reticulum membrane; cytoplasmic microtubule
Molecular function (GO): taste receptor binding; microtubule binding
Source: RefSeq, a predicted model, not a curated record
UGAUACAUUUGAAACGAGGUCUAGUUGUGGCCGCAACCGGACGACUCUUGGCAGAAUGCAUUGCUUGACUGCCUUGAUGAUAAUCACAAUAUCGUUCGUGAACUCCAGCACCCCAAACGAUUCGUUCUUAAAUUGGAGUUUGGUGAGCAGAGUAUGUUUAGGUUCUACAUCAUAACAAAUUACUUGCAUUCAUUAUUGCACUAUGGGUCAAUUAUCAGUUCUAAACAUGUAUUUUUAUUUUCUAUGCUGUCUGCUGCGUGAUAGACAGUUGAUUGGUGCGUGUAUUAAUCCUGCUAGAAUUCAUUGCGGCCAGUAGGUCAAAUAAACGACUAAAAUGAACGAGUCACUCAGAAAAUUGAAUUAUGACUCAAGUCAGUAAAAAGAGUCGUUCAAAAAGAACGAAUCGUUCGCGAGCUGCACAUCACCACACAGUAGCCUAGCUACCUGUCAGUAAAAUAUAGGACUUCAGAACAGCAGCAGGCACUCGCAUCACAACAACACGGUCGUUGGCAGAGGAAUGGGGGGUAGCUAGCUAGUUAGAUUUCCGAGAAUAAGGAACAGCUCACUACAAUCAAGAUGGUGUCGUGGAUUAUCUCCAGGAUGGUAGUCCUGGCCUUCGGGACCCUCUACCCGGCCUACUCCUCAUACAAGGCCGUCAAGACAAAGAAUGUGAAGGAAUAUGUGAAAUGGAUGAUGUACUGGAUAGUGUUUGCGUUAUUCACGACGGUGGAGACCCUCACAGACUUGUUCAUGUCCUGGUUUCCUUUCUACUUUGAGCUGAAGAUAGCCUUUGUGAUCUGGCUCCUGUCUCCGUACACUAAGGGCUCCAGUGUGCUCUACCGCAAGUUUGUCCACCCCACCCUGUCCAAUAAGGAGAAGGAGAUCGAUGAGUACAUCACCCAGGCUAAAGACCGUAGUUAUGAGACUAUGAUGAGGUUUGGGAAGAGAGGUCUGAACUUGGCUGCUACUGCUGCCGUCACCGCAGCUAGCAAGGGCCAGGGUGUGCUGUCAGACAAGCUGCGUAGUUUCAGCAUGCAGGACCUGACUCUGAUCAACGAUGGGGAGGAGAUGGGCCUGCACUCCUCUGACCCCCGCAUGAGGAGAGAUGCCUUGGACGACAUGGCUACUGGAGCCAACACGCUGCCCCGCGCCAAGACCACGCGCCAGACUCGUUCGUCCUCUGCGGCUCCUCAUCUCGACGAAUCAUCGCAGCACAGCUCGGACCAAUCAGACACCAGGAGCAUCACCACAGAGCAUUCUGAUGAGGACAUCGUGGAGAAGGUCCCUGUGAAACGCACGGCCAGCGUCAAGGCAAACAAGAAACCCUCCACCGCCAAGACAGAGACUACGACUAAGACGGUGAAAAAGACACCAAAGAAGAAGACAACCACCACAGCUACAGCUAGCAACAACGCUGAGUCACCAUGAUACCUGUAUCUACUGACCCCAUCUACACCCUACUGCACACCACUACAGCCAUCUAACAGGCCCUCUCUGUCUCCAGUCCACACACACACACGGACCUCUGGAGUGUCACCCUCGCCGGUUAAGCACAACUCGCAGGUUUAGUUCUACUGUAAAUGGCCAGCAGGUUUAGUUCUACUGUAGAUGGUCAGCUUCAUGUCAACUCACAGGUUUUGUUCUACUGUAGAUGGCCAGCAGGUUUAGUUCUACUGUAGAUGACCAGCUUCAUGUCAACAACACUUGUUUUAUUUAGCCUGCUGCUUACAUUCUAGGUUUUAUAGUCAUUAACCUCAGUGUGUGUGUUUCAGUCAUGCCCUGUUAUCUGGACUGAAAAAGAGUUGCUUCCUUCCUCCUGUACAGUUCAUAGCCCUCUGUGUUGGGGCCCUCCCAGGCCAUCCAAGGCCCCACACUAGAUUGACUUGACAUAAUCAUCUUGGCCCCCUUGGGAACAUAGGGCAUCCAUCACGGCUCUCCACCUCCCUCACUAUGCUAGGGCAUCCAUCACGGCUCUCCACCUCCCUCACUAUGCUAGGGCAUCCAUCACGGCUCUCCACCUCCCUCACUAUGCUAGGGCAUCCAUCACGGCUCUCCACCUCCCUCACUAUGCUAGGGCAUCCAUCACGGCUCUCCAUCUCCCUCACUAUGCUAGGGCAUCCAUCACGGCUCUCCACCUCCCUCACUAUGCUAGGGCAUCCAUCACGGCUCUCCACCUCCCUCACUAUGCUAGGGCAUCCAUCACGGCUCUCCACCUCCCUCACUAUGCUAGGGCAUCCAUCACGGCUCUCCACCUCCCUCACUGCUAGGGCAUCCAUCACGGCUCUCCACCUCCCUCACUAUGCUAGGGCAUCCAUCACGGCUCUCCACCUCCCUCACUAUGCUAGGGCAUCCAUCUCGGCUCUCCACCUCCCUCACUAUGCUAGGGCAUCCAUCUCGGCUCUCCACCUCCCUCACUAUGCUAGGGCAUCCAUCACGGCUCUCCACCUCCCUCACUAUGCUAGGGCAUCCAUCACGGCUCUCCACCUCCCUCACUAUGCUAGGGCAUCCAUCACGGCUCUCCACCUCCCUCACUAUGCUAGGGCAUCCAUCACGGCUCUCCACCUCCCUCACUAUGCUAGGGCAUCCAUCACGGCUCUCCACCUCCCUCACUAUGCUAGGGCUUUGCUGCUUAGCAGGAGAUCCUCACUGGUUUAUUGGAGAUGCAUUCUCUAUAAACGUACAUUCCAGUCAGAGUAUGGUAACUCUAUUGGAGGGUAGCUGGGGGCCGCCAUGAAUGGAAAGGUAGACUAGUGGACUAGGCAUGUGUGAAGGAGAGAUCAGGGAGGGAACAGAGUAGAGAGGGAUGGGCGCCAAAGGAUCAGUAUUGUUGUUCCUGGCCUCUACUCAACAUGUCCCAACUACAGAGACUACAGUCUCACCGUUGGUUGUAGCAGUAGUCCACAGAGCAGGUCUCUGUCCUUUUUGGGCAGUCUGUCUGACUACAUAGAUGGGGUUGUGUGAUCUCUGGAAGGCAGAGGACAUUCUGGGAGCACUUAUCUCUAACAGUGUUAAGCCGAUGCCAUGGUUACCCAUAUCAUUCACUCUACUGUAAUGGAGCAGUAGACUGAUGAACACUUGGUCACGCGCCCACAGAGCGAUGAAGAGAUCUGUUUGUUCUCUCUCUCCUCUCCCUCUGGACAGCUCUACCCUCUCACUCCGUUCAGCUCAGAACGGUCCAGCGGAAAGACACACAGCUUCAGGUAUCAUUACCUUUUCUGUCUGACUGUGUGUGUGUACGAUGUGCAUGUGUAUAUUUUUGGAACAUGACCAAGCUUUUGUUUUUCCCCUCUCUGUUGUCCCAACUGCAUAGAGACAGAAUGACAGAGUUCUCUGACCACUUAUAAUAAGAUAAUCAUCCACAAGGUCUUAGACUACAGCUCAUAGCAUAGCUAAACAGUACAGACAACCAACAGUUAAUUUCACUUUGUUAGACUUGUGCUUAAGGUUAUUUUUGUUUACUCUGAAUUGACUGGCUUAUAGGAUGUAAGAGUGGCUUAGUGGUCACCAAGCUAAUGUCAAUGCUCUGUUGACACCAGGCUACAUUAUGAAACACCACUAUCGAUCCCCGUCUUGUUUCAGUGUGUUUAUAUUGUGAGAGCUGGCUGUGUCAGGGUGGUGUAGUGCCCUAUUAGGAAGACCUUCAGGUGAGCCUGGCUUAGCUAAGUCUGGGUCUUACCUGGGUCAGAUCACCCCAGUCUGACUAGGCAAAUAUCUGAGGGAUCUACUACUAUUGUAUAAUAUAUGACUGUCACACUAGGUAUUGUAUAAUGUACGACUGUCACUUCACAGUAUUUUGUCCAGUGUUUUCACUUCUAUUCCUGAAUGGGUUAGCUAUCCAUGACUGACCUCUACUUCUGGGACCGUAUCCACAAAGCGUCUCGGAGUAGGAGUGCUGAUCUGGGAUCAGGAACCCACCUUUCCAAAUGAUCUUAUCAAUUAUGGUCUGAAAGGCCAAACUGAUCCGAGAUCAGCCCUUUACUGAGACUCUAUGUAUACAGGCCCAGAUCUGUGUUAUUCUAGGGUCUGGAUCAUAUCAUUGUUUCUCUGAACAAUAAGGCGAGCAGCUCUGCUAGCAUAUCCUCUUAAUGUGUCAUCUCUGACUGUAGCCUCCUCAAACAUGGUGGAAACUGUCUUACCCUGUUAGAUAGGAUGCUGUGGACAAGUUAUUACAUCUUAGUUGGAUAAGUAAUGCUGUCUCCCAAUAGGGUAUAAAGCUGUUAAAGUGAUGUGCUCUGCUAGUGUUUUACUUCAGAAAGACAUAGACAUUCAUCCAUAGCAUACUGGUUGGGCAGGCAGGAUACUUAGACUCUGUCAAGGCACCUUUCCACCAUGUGCUUCUCUCAAAUCUAGUGUGUGUCUUGGGUUGGAACCUAAGGGGUUGAUUGUGGAUUGGGUGUGCAUUAGGGGUUGUUUUUUGUGGGACAUGCCCUUGCUUGGGGAAGGGUUUAUUUGGAGUGCUCUGUAAUUGAGUGUAUGAGACUACUGCAUUUCUGUGUUGCCGCUGUCUGAAUUGUGACACUGGUUUGAACCAGUAGGGGGAGACAUAACCGUUUUCAAACUACUGAAGUGACUGCAGAGGUACUUACAAGUACACACUGUAUGUAUGUAUGUAUUACAUGUACACACUGUAUGUAAAUAGUCAUUCUCUGACUAUGAGUUUGCUUGCCUUAUCACUCUGUUCUUGAAUACAAUGUUUAUUUUUUUUGCUUUUUAAAACUAUAUAUAUAUUUUUAUUUCUUUGGAAUUUAAUCUGAAAUCUUAUUAGACAAAUCAUAUUGCAUUUCCUUAAGAGGAGGCACCUCAGCCCCACUGUAAGGCCUUAUGCUGUGAAAAGUGCUACUUGUGUGUUUAAUCUCUUCUGAAUUUCUCUCUCUCUUCUAUCUCAAUAAGAGGCAUUUUAAUUGGUCAGUGAUAGCCAAAUAACAGUUGAUUUCCUUGUCCCAGUACUGUAGGACAUUGCUCAGUAGAGAAGUGGAAUUCCUCAGCCAGGUAUUCUGACAGUGUGUGUUUGGUAACUACCAAACUGAAGUCAUGUAGUCCCAACCUGUCUGUUCUUCCCUUACUAUCAGGCUGGUUACCUUAUCCACGGCAACAUAGCAAUUCCUUUUUUCUAUUCUGUUUUGAUUUGCUACAGUUUGCACUGAAGAAAAGAUGGCACACACCGUAAACACAUUCUUGCUGUCAUGGCAACACUACUUGACAUUAUUUUAACCAGUGUUCAUAUUAUUUUGUAAUAUUUGUUGAUUUAUUGUUGUGCGUUUGGUAUCAGUGUUAUCGUGUACAGGAACUCUCAUUGAGAGAGAAUAUUCUACAUUAAUAUAUUUUGUGCCAACUAUCAAUACUCCACUGUUGUAAAGGACAAGAUGUUUCUGUGCUGAGAUAAUGGUAUUUAACAUGGACUGAAUGACAGUCAUAUACCAAUAACAAUGCUACUAAUAAAGAAUAUAAAUCUUA